AAAUAAAAUGUUUGUCAAUUUGAAUAUAAUUCCUAAGCUAUUGAUAAUAAAAAUACUAAUAAUUAUGGGAACAAUUGGUAUGCAAUAUAUUCUGUGUUGCGAUCGCAGGAACACAGGUAUGCACUCCUGUUUACACGUCUAUCUCGAACGUGACUUCUCGACCAUUCAGGAUCUGAUCCACAAAUCACCGACAGGUCAUGUAGUGAUAGAUCAACGAGAAUUCAUUGAGUUUUGCCAUCAAUUGGAUCAAUUGAAACAGUGUUACGAAGAAUAUCUUCAGAAAUGUGUGUCUUAUGUUAACUUUGCUCAUCUCAAACGUGUCGUCCAUACUGUGGAUUCAGUGUCCAACCAGUUGUGUUCAAAUCAAUCAAACGGUAUGAAACAUUUGAUUGAAAACGGUUACUGUAUUGAGGAAACUCGUAAAACAAUUGAUUGCCGCGAAAAUCAUUUGAUUAGUAGUAGUAAUAGUAAACCAUAUCUAAAGUGGCCGUUAGUUUUGGCCAAAAUGUUACGCUUUGAAGUCGGAGCCGAAGCCUGUCAGCCGUUGAUCAUCUAUAAGGACUGUUUGGCCGCACAGUUAGGUCGACGCUGUGAACCUCAAGCUCAAGGCUUCUGGAAUAAUACGGUUUCACUAAUCAUCAACCAGUGGUGCAAUUCAUCGCCAAAUGAUUUUAAUUUUUUAAAUAUCUUAUUAAUUAUAAUUUGUUUUUUAUUUGUCUAUUUAGUCAAAGUAGAUGUUCAAUAGU
Molecule: messenger RNA, 746 nt
Organism: Oppia nitens
Lineage: Eukaryota; Metazoa; Arthropoda; Arachnida; Sarcoptiformes; Oppiidae
Exons: 1
Coding region: 8-745 (245 amino acids)
Source: RefSeq, a predicted model, not a curated record